AUGUUCUUGAACACAGCUUCUCCCCGGAGGUCGUUCACCAUUCCCAUUAACAUCAACCUGCAGGGUGCUCGCAGGCGGCAGACACGACACAGGGAGCCCUUUCACACAGCCGCAGCGCAGGAGUACGAGUGGAGCAGAGGGGUGAAUGGGCAUGGAGGGCAGCAGCGAGCUCGGACCCAGAUGCUGGUGUCAAGUGUCGGGGAGGACAGAGCCAUCCUGCUGGGCUUCGCCAUGAUGGCCUUCUCUGUGCUCAUGUUCUUUGUGGUCGGCUUCACGAUGGUCAAACCUUAUGUUAACAGUAAUUGGGAGGAGGAGGCCAGCUGUGUGCUGCUGCAGGCCGACGUCCUAGACGAGUGGGUGGACUGCAGAGGUGUGAGCACCGUGCCUUGCCUCAGGGUGACGGUUAACCUCACGGACUCCAAUCACAGGGCUUUUCUCCACUUUGACGAGGAGUCGGUCCUCCUCGCUCCUGAGUGUUUCUACAUACCCAAAUGUCGCAUGGACAGAACUGAACUUCAGGAUGAGGUCCUGAAAGUGAAAAACAGCUUGGACACUAAACUGGGGAGCACUGCAUCUUGCUUCAGCGACCGCACAAGGCACCCCAGGGACGUCAUCCUGAGCAGGAAGUACACCUUUAAGAAGGCCCUAUUUGCGUUACUGUGGCCCGUUCUGAUGCUGGGUGGUGGGGCUCUGCUGGUGGGCCUUGUGAAGCUGACACAGUGCUUAGCCCAUCUCUCCUCUGAGAUGUGCUGUGAGACUGCAGCAGGCAGGCUGACAUCAAGAUACACUCAGGGCAAACUGUACAGACUCCUCCGCAGGUCCAGCAUGCAGUCUCCUUCAUGACAUAUCCAACAACUGUGCUGCAACAUGCCAAAAAUCCCUUUUGAAAACAUGUAACUGGUACAUAAUAUGAAUCAGGGCUGGUAUGUAUAAAGCAGACUAAAAUUCUGG
Molecule: messenger RNA, 951 nt
Organism: Epinephelus moara (kelp grouper)
Lineage: Eukaryota; Metazoa; Chordata; Actinopteri; Perciformes; Serranidae
Gene: kcnmb3
Product: potassium calcium-activated channel subfamily M regulatory beta subunit 3
Exons: 4
Coding region: 1-843 (280 amino acids)
Biological process (GO): potassium ion transport; detection of calcium ion
Cellular component (GO): membrane; voltage-gated potassium channel complex
Molecular function (GO): potassium channel regulator activity; calcium-activated potassium channel activity
Source: RefSeq, a predicted model, not a curated record